This is a messenger RNA of Hypanus sabinus (Atlantic stingray), 5561 nucleotides long. RefSeq names its product lysyl oxidase homolog 3-like. Gene Ontology annotation, biological process: peptidyl-lysine oxidation. Gene Ontology annotation, cellular component: membrane. The record is from RefSeq and is a predicted model, not a curated record. Gene Ontology annotation, molecular function: copper ion binding; protein-lysine 6-oxidase activity. The transcript is spliced from 17 exons. Lineage: Eukaryota; Metazoa; Chordata; Chondrichthyes; Myliobatiformes; Dasyatidae. The coding region runs from base 2229 to 4439 and encodes 736 amino acids.
GCUUGUGUCCCCUCCACAGUGUUGGAACCAUCCACAGCAUCAGAAUGCUUCAAGAUCGCUUUUGUGCCUUCAUUAACUUCACUACCAAGCAAGGAGCCGAACGUGCCAUUGCAGAGUUACAGGGUAUUGAACUGGAGAGAACGAAGUUGGUGAUCCGGCAUCCUGACAAUAUCUAUAAGCACCUGGGAGCGGGCAGGGUGGGAGCCACAGCCCGCUAGUCUCGGCCGUCAGGUACCCAGCCACCCUCCUGCACCCUCCCAGGGGUAGGUCGGUCAUUGGAGGGGAAGGGGCGAACAGGCGGACCCAGAAGGACACACCUCUGUGUAUGAGAGAGACAGACAGACCUUAAGCCCAUCUUUCGUGAUUUGGACAGGGUCUCCCUCGUUCAACACCAGGGACGGAGAGAGGCUUUGGUCUGCAAUCAAGUGUCCAAGAAACUGGAAGACCACGUGGAGUUUGGAAUGAUGGGCUGAGGGUGGGGCUGAGCAUGUUGGGGGGGUUGUGGAAUGAGCAGUUUCCUGACACUCAGAGACACACGCACACACAUUCACACACAACAGAUGUACACACAUAUUUUUUAUCUCUGACUCUCUCUCUCCACGUGUAUAUAUAUAUAUAUUCUGAAUACUGAAAGGCCUAGACAGAGGGCAUGUUUCCUAUAGUGGAGGAAUCUAGGACGAGAGGGCACAGCCUCAGAAUAGAGUGGUGUCCAUUUAGAACAGAGGUGAGGAAAAUUUCUUUACCGAGAUGACCAAGAGGGUGAUGAAUCUGUGGAAUUCAUUGCCACAGACUGCUGUGGUGGCCAAGUCAUUGGGUAUAUUUAAAGCAGAGGUUAAUUAGUUCUUGAUUAGUAAGGAUGUCAAAGGUUACAGGAGAAUGGUUCAGAGAGGGAUAAUAAAUCAGCCAUGAUGGAAUGGCAGACAGACUCAAUGGGUCAAAUGGCUUAAUUCUGCUCUCAUGUCUGUGGUCUCACACGCACACUUCACAUUCCCUCAGAGAGCAGACCAGAUGUCCUAGACCACAGUGUAGAAAGCUGCUUCACUUAUUUCCCUGGAUGAAGGCCAUUCAGCUCGUUCAGUCUGUGCAAUGUGAUCAUUGACAGCAUCUGCUUCUGGAGUGCCCUUUCCACAGGUGGAUCUGGGGUGGGGUUUUGAAUCACCUUCCAAAUACACCCCCACCUCAGCCCACCCCUGGCUGGUCUGACAGCAUAAAAGGAUCCUGCUGGGAAGCUCCUUUAGAUCGCCUACAGCGUGAUUUCCCCCUCUGUCAAAUCAGAAGCCCAACAGAGGGACAUGGACACAGUUGUAAUGACACCCUCGCCUCGAGUGGAUCCCUUGUCUCUGAAUCUUUUCAAAUCUUUUCUCGUGACACACACCAGAAACCUGGGCCACCCCUACUCACCCCCCUCCCCAAAACGCCUGAACUGUUAAACACCUGGAGAGCAUCUCCUCCUGGUCUCCCCACGACCAUCCCUGCUGCUUUCCUGACGCCCGGUGUCUGGGAUGGCGUGGGUGGAGAGUGGUGGGGCCCCACUCCCUGCCGCUCUUGGUGCCAUAUCAGUCACAGUGCUGGGUAAUCGUUAAAACUCGGUGCUCAACAAGUAAUGAGCUGAUUUUACAGUUUAUAGAAUGCACAGUGUCUUUAUGUAUAAAAAGAAUCAAGUUUUUACAACCAGAUCAAAGAUGAUUUGAACAAAAUGAGGCGCGGCAGAGAUUGCAAAUAUAUAUUCCCGCGAAUCUGCAGACUAUGUGUUUGUUUUGACUCAGUGUUUGACAGCGAUUGUUUUAGACUCUCCACACUCCCCAGGGUGGAGAAAGGAAUUUCACUGUACACCCCAGUGUGACACAAGGAAUUUCACCACACACCAUACAUAGUGUGACGGGAGGGAUCUGUCUACACACCAACACACCCUGACAUCAUGCCAGAAACCCAAACCACACAGGGUUGAGAUGUUUGGCCGCUGGCUCCGAGCCCCGGCAGCGGAGUCGGGGUUAAGGUCUCCCAGUCACCGCGGUUUGACUUCGCACGGGCUGUGACUCUAACCGAGGUCCGGACGGAUCGGAUCGGAAACCCGGACACCACCGUUCUGGGCACAUCUGUCUUUCCCUCCAUGCAUCCCUCUCUCCUCCAUCUGUCCCCCUCUCCCCGCCUCCAUCCCCUUCCUGUCUCUCCGUCCCCCUCACCUUCCCUCCACUCCUCCCCUCAGUCUCCUUAUUGACAGUGGUGAGAUGAGGCACCCGUGGGUGUCACUGCCGAUGCUGGGAGCAUGGGUGCUGGUGGUGAGCGGGCAGCAGACGAGCCCGACACCGCCCCGGCAUAACAAGGUGCAGAUCCGGCUGGCGGGAUACCCCCGGAAGCACAACGAGGGGCGGGUGGAGGUGUUUUACGAGGGCGAGUGGGGCACCAUCUGUGACGACGACUUCAAGCUGGAGAACGCCAAGGUCCUCUGCCGCAUGUUGGGCUUCAUCUCGGCCACCGGCUGGACGCACAGCGCCAAGUACGGCAAGGGCACCGGAAGGGUCUGGCUGGACAAUCUAGACUGUGGCGGGACGGAGAAGGACGUGAGUGAGUGCAAAUCCCUGGGGUGGGGCAUGACGGACUGCACCCAUGAGGAGGACGCCGGUGUCAUCUGCAAGGAUGAAAAGAUCCUGGGAUUCGUGGACUCGAACGUGAUUGUGGUGGAGAGUGACCGGCUGGAGGAGGUACGCUUGCGGCCGGUGGUGUCCAUCAGCCGGUCCCGGCUGCCGGUGACAGAGGGCGUGGUGGAAGUGAAGUUUCGGGGCCGCUGGGAGCAGGUCUGUGACAACGGCUGGACCCAAAACAAUUCCCAUGUGGUCUGCGGAAUGAUGGGCUUUCCCGGACAGCGCCGCCUCAACAGGAUCUUCUACCGGAUGGUGCUGAGCCGGCAUCGGUCCCACUUCCGUGUGCAUUCGGUCCAGUGCGUGGGCACUGAGAACCACCUGGCGCUUUGCCCGCUGGUCCUGGCCAAGGGCAACACCAGUGCCCCCUGUGCGGGAGGAAUGCCCGCUGCCGUCAGCUGCAGCUCCGGGGCCUUCAGCAAGUCUCGUCGCAAGAGACAGCCCCAGUGGGUGCGGCUGAAGGCGGGGGCGCGGGCAGGCGAGGGCCGUGUGGAGGUGCUCCGGGCCGGCGAGUGGGGCACUGUGUGUGAUGACCGCUGGGACUUGCUCUCCGCCAGCGUCGUCUGUCGACAGCUGGGAUUUGGCAGCGCCCAGGAGGCGCUCACCGGCGCCCGCAUGGGCAAAGGGAUGGGUCCUAUCUACCUGAAUGAGGUGAAGUGCACCGGCUUCGAGAAGUCCAUCUGGGACUGCCCGGCCAAGAACAUCAGCCAGGAUGGCUGUAAACACAGCGAGGACGCAGCUGUGCGCUGUAACGUGCCGUACAUGGGCCUGGAGAAAAUGAUCCGGAUCAACGGAGGACGGACGCGUUUCGAGGGCAGGGUGGAGAUCCUGGCCGGAGUGGUGAACGGGUCCGAGCGCUGGGGUCUCCUGUGUGGCGAGGGCUGGGGGAUGCUGGAGGCCAUGGUGGUGUGUCGGCAGCUGGGGCUCGGAUACGCCAGCCACGCUGUGCAAGAAACGUGGUACUGGGACGCGGAGACAGGCGCGAAGGAGAUGGUGAUGAGUGGGGUGAAGUGUGUGGGCACCGAGCUGUCCUUGGACAAGUGUAAGAACCAUGGAGCCAGUGUGCAGUGUUCAAGGACAGGCACUCGCUAUGCCGCUGGGAUCAUCUGCUCUGAGACCUCUUCGGACCUGAUCCUGAAUGCGAAGCUGGUUGAGCAGACAGCUUACAUCGAGGACCGGCCUCUGCACAUGUUGUACUGCGCGGCCGAGGAGAACUGCCUCUCCAGUUCGGCCCGGAACGCCAACUGGCCCUACGGACACCGGCGCCUCCUCCGAUUCUCCUCGGAGAUCCACAACAUUGGCCGCGCUGACUUCCGCCCCAAGGCCGGCCGCCACUCCUGGGUCUGGCACGAGUGCCACGGCCACUACCACAGUAUGGACAUCUUCACACAUUAUGACAUUCUGACGCUGAACGGCACCAAGGUGGCAGAAGGACACAAGGCCAGCUUUUGCCUGGAGGACUCUGACUGUGCGGACGAUGGACACAAGCGGUAUGAAUGUGCAAACUUCGGGGAGCAGGGAAUCACAGUGGGCUGCUGGGACUCAUACCGACACGACAUCGAUUGCCAAUGGAUCGACAUCACUGACGUGAAACCUGGCAACUACAUCAUGCAGGUUAUCAUUAACCCGAACUAUGAGGUUUCUGAAAGUGACUUCACCAACAACGCCAUGAAAUGUAAUUGUAAAUACGACGGGCACCGCAUCUGGAUGCACAAUUGUCACAUAGGCGAUGCCUUCAGUGAAGAAGCUGAGAGGAAGUUUGAGAAGUACCCAGGCCAGCUGAACAACCUGAUCCCCUAAUCAGAGCCCACACACUGCCCCCAUCCCAGCACAGCCCACCCUCCCGGUUUGAAGCAGGACUGGUCUCUCACCGGCGAGGAGACACCGGCCCUCUCCUCAAACCAGCUCCCACAAGUCCUGUGGGAUUGCUCACCACCCCAUCCCACCCCGGCCUCUAGGAGAGAGCCUGGCUGUUUCCCGGGGAAGGCCGAUGUGGGGCUCGCCUCUCUGGACCACAGGAGAUCCCUUCACACCGACACUGUGGACAGGAGAACGGUACAAAUGGGUUGUGGCAGACCGCGGGAGCACCAUACUGCAGCUGGACCAGACCACCAGAGCUCGACGAGGCUCCACAGUUGGAUAGGAACAACAGCGAUCCCAGACUCUGUGCUGCCCAGGAACACCAUCGCCAUAACUAGACCAGGACCACAGGUGGACCGGUUCUGUAUGGGCCUGGAACUGCACGGCUAGACUGAGCACGCUAACUGGGGUGGGUACCACCGCUGGCCCACAACUCCACAUCUGUUCCAGGACAUCACAGCUCCCAGUGGUGAGCAGAUUACAAAUUGAAGGUCUCUGGCAACUCCACACCUGGGACUCGCUCACUGACACUGGUGCUCGGUGCCUGACACAGUGUGACUCCCCCCAGUCCAUGGUGCAGAUUCCCAUCCCGCUCGGUGCUAACUCAGCCCUGUCUGCUGCCCCUGCCCCGCGGUCGGCGGCGGCGCCAAUUUGCAGUUCCCGCGUUACACUUGCCCACUUAACAGAGCCCAGUAGCCGUGUGGCAGUCCCCAGCCAAUCUCGGGCAGACCCCUGACCUGACCCGUGUUACAGACCCCAUGCUGCUGGGUGCAGCCCUACCGAGGGGCCAGUCAGACUGUUCCUGUGUUGGGGGGAGGUGGGUGGGCUUUGCCUCGCUCAGGUCUGUCCAGGUGGAUGCCGACGGAUUUCCUGAGUGUCGAGUCCACCACCCCCCUGAAGCUGGAGCCCACCCAUGGGAGCCUCCCACCCACACCCAUGGGAGCUCCCAACCACAGCCCCGGUGACCUCCUCAACAGGUUCUAAUGUUUACAGGGUAAUUUACAAACUAUAUUUCAGCCAUAUCUAUUCUGAGACCAAAUGUGUAUUUAAUUGUCCGAAUAA